Molecule: messenger RNA, 1049 nt
Organism: Corylus avellana
Lineage: Eukaryota; Viridiplantae; Streptophyta; Magnoliopsida; Fagales; Betulaceae
Product: ethylene-responsive transcription factor ERF003
Biological process (GO): regulation of DNA-templated transcription
Molecular function (GO): DNA-binding transcription factor activity; DNA binding
Source: RefSeq, a predicted model, not a curated record
AGCACCUCUUUAAAAAAUCAGCUCCGGGAAGUUUUCGAAACGUUUCUCUUGGAAAACACCAUGGCCAGACCUCAGAAACGAUAUCGAGGCGUCCGUCAGAGGCAUUGGGGCUCUUGGGUCUCCGAAAUUCGCCACCCUCUACUGAAGACAAGAGUAUGGCUAGGCACAUUCGAAACGGCAGAGGACGCAGCACGAGCGUAUGAUGAAGCAGCAAGGCUCAUGUGCGGGCCAAAAGCACGUACAAAUUUCCCAUACAAUCCCAACGAGUCUGAAUCAAAUUCAUCCUCCAAGCUUCUUUCUGCAACUUUGACAGCCAAGCUACACAAAUGUCACAUGGAAUCCCUCAAAAUAAUGGCCAAAACAUCCGCAAAGAAAGAGCCCCAAGAGGCAGAGUACACCCAUUUCGCGGCGGGCAGUAAUGGGAUUGCCGGAAACAGCGGCGAAACGGGUUGCGGGGCGGGUCAAGUACUUGAGAGUAUGGAUCAUCAGCAGUAUAAGCCUCUUGAAGACGACCAUAUAGAGCAGAUGAUUGAGGAAUUGCUUUAUUAUGGCUCGAUUGAGCUCUGCAAUGUCGUUCCAACACAGGGCUCUGACAUUAUUAACAUGUAGGCAAACUUCUAAAAUUUGCUAAGGCAACUUUUUGUUUAUUUAGAUCAAUCGAGAGAAAUAUGUAAUAAUGUUCUUCGAUUUUCUGUUAUAUACAACCCACUACUAGAGCAUGCGAAACAAGAACAUCAUGAGAAAGACAGAGCUCAACUCAAUCUUUUCCUUUUUUCUUUUUCCCCCUUCCCCUUUUGUGGGUGCGAUUAAAUAGGCCAAGUUUUGAAGCUCCGGGAAGUGGGCGAGAGCUAGAAUUUAAAAGGUACAAUUCUGGGGACCCCAGAGGGUGGAAUUGUUGGGAAAGAACAUAGGAUUUUACAAUCUCGGAUUAUUCUAGGAAAAAGAUUGGAAGACAAAAGUGAUCAAGACAAUAACAAUGUCGGUGAUCUUUCUUCUACUAUUUGUAGUGAUGUUCAAAUCGGUACGCGUGCAUGAAUCUGCUUAGCAAU